UCAGGCUUUUGAACUCCUCGAUGGAAAAAACCCUUUGAACGCAACCAUUUUGAAGUCUGCCCUUUUUGUACCUAAUUUGAACCAUAGUUGCUUGAAAAAAUUGAUUUAAACACCAUAGUUGGAGGGACUAGAAGGUCACCGAUUGAUUUCUCAGAAAAAUGGCCGAGGAAUUUUUCUCGUAUUUAUCUGACGAUUUCAAGGAAUAUAUGUUCAAGGAACUCAACUGGUUGCUCUCAAAAUAUUUCUAUGGAGUGGUUUUCUGGAGCCGAGAAGACGACGAACCCCAACGUCCUUCUACUCUCCCCGACGGCGAUAUUUCCUACUUAAACAAGAUCAUCAGAGAUUUGCUUUACACAAUUAUGUACGGUGUCUAUGGGCCUCCUUAUCCGGUACUAAUUCAAUUUUGGGCACCCAUAACAACAAAAGAGGGCCGGUCUUUUCUUACAACUCGAAACCAACCUUUCUCUCUAACGUAUAAUCCACCUGAUAUGGAAGGAUUUUUGGGGUAUAGGAUGAUCUGUAUGGAUUCUAAAUUUGACAUUGAUUUGGAUGGGGGGAAGACUUGUGAACAACACCUUCCUGCCCGAGUGUUCAAGCAUCAAUUCCCCGAAUCCACUCCUAAUGUGGAGUUUUACUCUAUCACUGAGUAUCCACAGCGUCACGAUGCUCUACGUUGCCGAGUCCGACAUUCUUUGGCUUUCCCAGUCUUUGAAUCUUCUACCCAAAGGUGUGUUGGCGUAAUUGAAGUAGUGACACCAGAGAAAGACCUCAGUUGUAGCCUCUAUUUUGAGUACAGUAUAUAUAAAGAUUUUGAGAAGUUUGGUCUGAAAUGUUCAGUUGUAUUUGAUCACGAGGCCAUGGAAUUAGAUGACGACAAAAAUGAAGCUCAUAAAGUUGCCUUCGAUGAAAUCAAGAACAUGUUGAAAAGGGUAUGUGAUGUUCAUGAUGUACCUUUUGCUCAGGCAUGGGUCCCAUGCAAGAUGGGUUGCCCAUGCAGGGCUCUGGUUGAUGGUGGCAUCCUUCAUGCAAGUUGUUGUUACAAGAAAGUUGAUUAUGGUGAAGAUGAAGAUGGCUAUGACUAUGAUGAAGAUGACUAUGGUGAAUAUGAUGAUUUUCGUCAUGUCAGUUCUCUGUCUCACUCAAAGAAUGGGGUGGGGGUUGUUGGGAGAGCACUUUUGUCCACUAAUAUGGUAUUCUGCAGGGAUGUAACUCAACUUAGCCUAACUGAGUACCCGUUGGCACACUAUGCACGAGAGGCUGGAUUAAGUGGUUGCUUCGCAAUAUGCUUGGAGAGCAAUUGCACUGGAAAUGAUGUUUACGUGCUAGAGUUUUUUAUGCCGAUGAGCAACAAUGCCAGUGAAAACCCACAUACCUCAUUAAGGAAAAUAUUGGAAACAAUGAAGAAAAAUUUGUCUUGUUUUAGGGUUGCUUCUAGAGAAGAACUUGGGGAAGAAUUACAUAUUGAAGAAAUUAGUAUUCAAAAUGGUGAGAAACUUGAUCCUGUUCAAAUCCCCCAAACCACUAUAUCUUUGCCUCGGCUGGAACUCUCACAAAGUAAAGUUGCGGUAAUGCAAGUGGAUUCAUCAGAUCAACAAUUAGUGAAUGCCAUAAAUACUGGAAGCAAUGCUGGCGGUACAGAACAUAGCAACUUUGCUAUUGCUUGUACGCAAGAGAAAAGCACAGUAAAAGUGUCAAAAAUGAAAGGCAACAAAUCUGGAGGCACAGUAAAGGCGUCAAAAAGAGAAGGCAACAAUAAAAUUAAAAUUCCGCUAGAGGAUAUCCUACAAAAUUCAGCAUUGAGCCUUGAGAAUGCUGCAAAAAACCUCAAAGUUAGCAAAUCUACAUUGAAGCGUGUAUGUAGGCCUUAUGGUGUAAAGAGGUGGCCACCUCACAUAAACAAGGUUGGUUGCUCUCAACUCGAUGAAUCUGCCCCUUGUGUUAAUUCUGAUCAUCUGCCUUCUACUCAAUCCCUGGCUACUAUUGUUCACACCGAGCCAUAUGAUACAACGAUGCAAGAUGCGAAUAUUGUGACUAUAAAAGCAAAAUAUGGAGAAGGUGUUACAAUCAAAUUUCCUCUGUCUUUGUCAUCAAGUUUCCUACAGUUGCAGCAAGAAGUGGCUAAAAGGCUAGACUUAAAGGCUGGAACUUAUUAUGUCAAGUACGAAGAUGAGGACGGUGAGUUGAUUUUAAUAGGUUGCGAUGAGGACUUGCAAGAUUAUAUGCACGAUUCUAGAUCGCUGGGCAGAAGUUCUAUUGUGGUAUUGCUUGAGCAAAAGUUGCCAAUUACUGAUCAUAAAAAAGAAAAAAUAAAAAAGUUGCUAAUUACCCACAGAACAACUUGAAUCUUGCUAAAUAAGCACUUCUUGUUAAAUUGGCUUAACUUUACCUAGUGGGUGUUUGGGAAGUAGUUAUUUUAGUAGGGUAUUUUAGUUUUUGACUAUUUUAGUAGGUUGAAUUUUUUGUAUUUGGAAAGAUAGUUAGAUUUUUUUGUAAUUGGAUAUGAUGUUUGUGAG
Molecule: messenger RNA, 2513 nt
Organism: Camellia sinensis
Lineage: Eukaryota; Viridiplantae; Streptophyta; Magnoliopsida; Ericales; Theaceae
Source: RefSeq, a predicted model, not a curated record